GGACAUGGCGGCGGCUGCUGCCGUCACCGCCACCGGGAGGAGAGCGCUCUGCACCCGGGAGCUGAGCCGGAGGAACCGGGAGCACUCCCGCCGGAGACAGGCGGCCCUCCUGUUCCUCAGCAACAUCUCUCUGGACGGACGCCCGGUCCUCAGCCUCCCGCUGGAGAAUGGGGGCAGCCGCCACAGGGAGACCGAGCUGGAGGCAGCAGAGUCCGGCUGUGCGGCGGCGGCGGCCGGGCUGUGUCCGGAGGCGGGGACCGGGACCAGCUACCGACCGGUCCCCGGCUUAUUAGCGUCCGUGAGCUGCGGCAGCGUCGACCCGACCCCGAGGACGGGGCUCCCCGUCCUGCCUAUCCUCGUCCUGCCGUCCGACCCCGGGUUGAACGACGAGGGGAGCGCGGAGCUGCUGCUGGACGGCCGCCGAGGCUCCUUCCCUUCCCCGGGGAACCGCAACCUGCUCUCCCCGUCCCCGUCCAACGUCAGCCUGCUCCCAUCGCCGCUGGGACCGCGGAAGUCCUCCACCCUGCUGUCGGUCCAGAGCUGUAACUCGGUGUCCUCGGAGCCGAGACAGAGGACUCGUAAUUUCUCUGGUGGUUCUCCCAGACCUCGACAGACCAAGAAGAUCCACUUCGUCAAAAACAUGAAACAGUACGACACGAGAGGCAGCAGGAUCGUGCUGAUCUGUGCUAAGAGGUCUCUGUGCGCUGCCUUCUCUGUCCUUCCCUACGGAGAGAGCUUCUACCUCAGUGACCCGACAUUAAACCACCCGAGGAGGAGACACUCAUCUGGAAACAUCUCUAACACCCUGGAGAUGCUGCCGGGACUCGAGGGCUUCCAGCUGGAGACGUACGGCCGGUCAGUGUCGUACGCCCAGUUCCUGCUCUCCACUAAUGCUCUGGUGAGGCAGAAGCCAUCGUCAGCCAGUGACCUGACGCUGCAGAUCCCCGUGUCCAGGAGCACGCACAGCAUGGCGGGCCGAGGUUACCCCCCGAGCAGGCUGAACAGCUCCGUGGGCCUGGACCUGGGUCUCGACGAUGUUACUGACUACGACCCUAACCUCCUCAGCGACCACCAGUGGCCUUGUGGGAAACACAAGCGGGUGCUGAUCUUUGCCUCCUACAUGACCACAGUUAUCGAAUAUGUGAAACCGUCUGACCUGAAGAAAGACAUGAACGAGACCUUCAAGGAGAAGUUUCCUCACAUUAAACUCACUCUCAGUAAAAUACGCAGUCUGAAGAGGGAGAUGAGAGUCGUGGGGGAGGACUGCGGCCUGCAGCCCGUCACCAUCGCCAUGGCGUUUGUCUACUUUGAGAAGCUGGUGCUGCAGGGUCGACUCAAUAAGCAGAACAGGAAGCUGGUGUCAGCUGCCUGCAUCCUCUUGGCUGCUAAGAUCAGCAGUGACCUGAAGAAACAGGAAGUCAAACACCUCAUAGAUAAGCUGGAGGAGCGUUUCAGGAUCAGCAGGAGGGAGCUGAUCUUUUUUGAGUUCACCAUCCUGGUCGCCCUGGAGAUGGCGCUGUACCUCCCUGAGAGCAAGGUGCUGCCACAUUACCGACGCCUGGUGCAGCAGCAGCAGUUGUAGCAGUGCCUGGCUCAUGAGCACUGCAGCACACCGGCCCCUCCCUUUUCAUGUCCACACUGUCACAGACGGAUCCUCACGAUGCCUGGCUCAAAGGCUCUGAGGAAGCCCUCUCUGCUCGCGACGAGGACGCUGCGGUCGGACAGCAGGUCUGGUGAUGCCUGGCUCAGCGGUCAGUAGAGCAGUUUUCUCUCGUCCUUCAGAAACCAAACUGACGACACACUGUGAGCGUGAACUUCACCACACGUGGAUUUCAUGGUUUGUCCUUUCUUUGAUGUUUCAGAACCAACUUCAGCUGCACAGAUUUUAGUCCAGGAAGCUCAACAUGACAGUUGUAAAAUCGGACUUUAAACAAAACUAAUACUGAAACUGUUUUAGUUCCGUUCGUUAAUCUUAACUUCAGAUUAUCCUCAGAACACUUUUAUUAAAGAAGCAUGAAGUCACUUCACAGUGAAUAACGACUGUGACGAACACAACAGCUCUGAUCAAAUUAGAUUGAAUGUGACUCACAUGUUGCAAUAACGUUUUAUGCAAUGUCUUUUCACUUCGUCACUGCAGCGGAGGAAAAUCCAGUUAAGAUCAAAGUGUGUUGCAGUAAUUCGCUUCUCAGAAGAAAACGGAGAAAAAACGUAAACUUUACAUCAAACUAAAUCUGUCUCACAUGUCUCUGCUGAGGCUCGUUCCUCUCGUUUCUGCAGCUCUAUGCUUUCACUCUAACUCUCGUAUCUUCGGCUCUGUGCUUGCCACCCUCGUAUCUUCGGCUCUGUGCUUUCACUCUAACUCUCUUUUCUUCGGCUCUGUGCUUUCACUCUAACUCUCUUAUCUUCAGCUCUGUGCUUUCACUCUAACUCUCGUAUCUUCAGCUCUGUGCUUUCACUCUAACUCUUCUUCGGCUCUGUGCUUGCACUCGUUCCUCCCGUAUCUUCAGCUCUGUGCUUGCACUCGUUCCUCCCGUAUCUUCCGCUCUGUGCUUGCACUCGUUCCUCCCGUAUCUUCCGCUCUGUGCUUGCACUCGUUCCUCUCGUAUCUUCCGCUCUGUGCUUGCACUCGUUCCUCCCGUAUCUUCCGCUCUGUGCUUUCACUCUAACUCUCGUAUCUUCAGCUCUGUGCUUUCACUUGUUCCUCUCGUAUCUUCGGCUCUGUGCUUGCACUAGCUCCCGUCUC
This is a messenger RNA of Hippoglossus stenolepis (Pacific halibut), 2743 nucleotides long. It is a transcript of the gene cables2b, whose product is annotated as Cdk5 and Abl enzyme substrate 2b. The coding region runs from base 5 to 1582 and encodes 525 amino acids. Lineage: Eukaryota; Metazoa; Chordata; Actinopteri; Pleuronectiformes; Pleuronectidae. The transcript has 10 exons. The record is from RefSeq and is a predicted model, not a curated record. Gene Ontology annotation, biological process: regulation of cell cycle.